UGUGUAUUAGCUCGCCCUGGCCUGCAUUGCGUCGAAUUCCCCCCAACCCACACGCGAGCGCGCGCGCGCGCACGCACGCACGCACACACACACAUUCACACACACUCGCACACAUACACACAGUCUCUCUCUCUCUCUCUCUCUCUCUCUCUAUCUCUCUCUCUGUUAUGUAUGCGAAAUGCAGCGCAUUUUUUUCUUCUUCUUGUAAUUACAAAUAGCCGUCGUUCUUCGCAGCCCCCUCCAUUCUAAACACAGUAUGAAGGAAUACCCGAGCGCCCCGGGACGUCUGCAUCCUGCCCGCGCCAAACAGGAAAAAACCGUCAAAUUUCUGCUGAUGUGGCAGCGUCGAGUAGCCUAAUGGAAAGAGUUUGCUUAUUGCCCCUUAAGAUAUUCAGCUUUCAGUCCCGCCAUCCUGAUGUCUCGCGCUGCAUAGCACGCCGAACUGAAGUGCAAACGGGCUAGGAUCGCCAGAUAUUUGUUUCCGCUUUUUAAAAAAUCUCUCUUACUGGCUCUUGUACUUUCCCUUUCUUUUACGGCAUGGUUUUAUAUCGCUUUGGCUUGAGGACUUCAACCCUCCGAGACUUAAACCUUUCUGAGAUCUAUCUGUUCAGGUCAUCGUAAGCUUACACCAAAAUGCUAGGGAUGCUUGUGUGGAUAAUGCAGUCUAUGACUAUUACAGGAAAGCACACACAGAGUGCACUGUGAACUGAUUACAUUACGAAACAGGGUCCGCGAAGUUAUCGCGUUAUCGGAACCCACGAAACAUACGCAUUCCUGUAUAAGAAACCGACUCUCAAGAUAAGAGCUCUCCCGGAACAUUUGCAACGCGGAAAAGCAAUGAUCGAGACAUCAAGAACCGCCGGGAGAGCGCACUAAGGGAAGACGGCCUGUCGCAUACGCUAGAUAAGCUUUACAGGAAUAGAAAUUGGAGAAGAGAACCGCGAUAAGACUGAAUGUCUGUUGAACCGGGCUAACGAAACCCUGCACAUCACACAGUCACCAGUCCGAUUUAGACCAGCGGAAUGACUGUAGUGGCCGGAGAUAACAUGGACGAGACCUCGGCUCUGCCCGGGAACCCGCUGGACACGUACUUCCCUUACCACGAAGACCACGAAUGUUGUGAGCGAGUGGUCAUCAACAUAGCCGGGCUUCGCUUCGAGACUCAACUGAAAACCCUGGCGCAGUUCCCCGAGACUCUGCUGGGCAAUCCCAAGAAAAGGAUGCAGUACUUCGACCCACUGAGAAAUGAGUACUUCUUUGACAGAAAUCGUCCGAGUUUCGAUGCCAUUCUCUACUACUACCAGUCCGGUGGCAGGUUGAGAAGACCGGUAAACGUACCUCUGGAUAUGUUCUCGGAAGAGAUCAAAUUUUACGAGCUCGGGGUGGAAGCGAUGGAAAGAUUCCGUGAGGACGAGGGGUUCAUACGAGAGGAAGAGCGUCCUUUGCCCGAAAAAGAAUUCCAACGCCAGAUGUGGCUUUUGUUUGAGCACCCAGAAAGUUCAGGGCCCGCCAGGGGAAUUGCUAUAGUGUCCGUCAUGGUCAUAUUGAUUUCAAUUGUCAUAUUUUGCUUGGAGACCUUGCCCGGACUGAAACAAGACCCCGCGGGGCAUCUGGAAGUCAUGGGGAACACUACCUUCUACUAUAAACCAAAUAUAUUGACAGACCCGUUCUUUAUUGUGGAGACCCUCUGUAUCAUCUGGUUCUCGUUUGAGUUGAUAGUGCGUUUUUUCGCCUGCCCGAGUAAGGCGGCUUUCUUUAAGAACGUGAUGAACACUAUCGACGUAGUGGCCAUCAUUCCCUAUUUUAUCACUCUGGGGACAGAGCUCGCGGAUGAUCAAGAAGGCAAAGAGGUCAAAGGAGAGCAGGCGACGUCCUUGGCUAUCCUCAGGGUAAUCCGUCUGGUUAGGGUAUUCAGAAUAUUCAAGCUUUCACGGCACUCGAAGGGUCUGCAGAUUUUAGGGCAGACCCUUAAAGCCAGCAUGCGCGAGCUGGGACUACUCAUUUUUUUCCUCUUCAUAGGCGUCAUCCUGUUCUCCAGCGCCAUUUUCUUCGCCGAAGCCGAGGAGAGCGGGUCUCACUUCACCAGCAUCCCGGACGCGUUCUGGUGGGCUGUGGUAUCCAUGACAACCGUAGGCUACGGGGACAUGUACCCAGUGACGAUAGGGGGCAAGAUCGUGGGAUCCCUGUGCGCCAUUGCCGGCGUGUUGACGAUUGCGCUUCCGGUACCUGUCAUCGUCUCUAACUUUAAUUACUUCUACCACAGGGAGACCGAAGGGGAGGAGCAGGCUCAGCUUUUAAAUGUCAGCACCCCGAACAUCGCAUCUGACUCCAACUCAAGCCGCCGCAGUUCUUCUACCGUCAGCAAGUCAGAAUAUAUGGAGAUUGACGAGGACAUAAAUAACAGCAUUGACAAUAUAAGAGAGGCAAACCUCAAAACUGGGAACUGCAUCGUAGCCAACCAAAAUUGUGUUAACAAAAGCAAGCUGCUAACUGACGUUUAGAACUUUAAUUCUUGCCGCCACUGCACUCAAAGGACUCCUCACUCCUUGAAUAGCCUGUUCUGUACUUCGCCUGUAUCCGAAAGCUUUAUCUGCAUAAUGCGUUCUUGCAUUGCGAUUUUAAGCCCCAGCAAGAUCAAAGGAGAAACACUUUCAGAAUAGGCCUCAUGAAAGAUGAAUAUGUUUUCUUUUGAAAUGGGAUCCUUGCAAGCUGAUACAGGAGCAAUCUGUUAACCUGGGUGAUUCAAAUAUGACUGUAGGCUACAACAAAUCCACUACACCGGACUUCUUUCAAUUGCUUGUCAAAACAGACUAACUGAUGGUUUAAAAAAAAUAUGUUAUGCAUGGACUCAGGCAACCUGGAAUGUCUCUUGAGUUAUUAAUUCUACUGAAACGCACGCAUCUGCAGCUAUCGAUCAACGUACUUCUUCGUGACAGGUGACCAAGCUAUACUAACCAGCCUAAAGCACUUUAACGAAACCUACAAAAAGACUGGUCUAUCGCAGCGAGAGGAAAUAACGGUCUCGAAGACGUCCACAAUGCUGCUAUUCUAUCGCAGAUGCUGUAAUUUCAGAAUGUUGCCGUGUGGAACAUGUGAGAUGCCGUGCCCUUUAUAUGCUCGAUAGCACAAUGACAACAAAAAAGGAAGAAAAAGUUAAAUAUUAGCAUGUUCAGAUAUUCUAAUUUUUUAAUAUUGGCAUGCGUGAAACAUUACCUCAUUACAAUCAGAUUUCUUUGUUGUUUGAUCCCAUUAUUAUUAUUAUUAUUAUUAUUAUUAUUAAGUUUCUCAUUUGCUUUCACCAAAAGUGCACUAGCUAUCAAUAAUUUAAGUUGUUAAUAAUUUAAAAGUAUUUAAGUGCUGAAUGUUAAAUCCUUAGGGAACAGUAAAUUCUGCAGAUCAUUGCAUGUCAAAAGUGCUCAGCAUUAUAGCCUAAUCGACUAAGGUACUAUGUAUCCUAGUAUAUUUAAUGCAUGACGUCAGCAUUAAGAAGCUUGCGGUAAUGAAUGAUUUAUCGAACGACUUUUUUCCUCGUUAUUGUUUGGGACGUGAGGAAGCGCCGUGACCACGGCGUGCGUCCCAAAACUUGACUAUGUAUAAAUCCCAGGCCAACACGGGAAAAAAAGGUUUUAAAACCAUAAAAAGAUUAAAGGGGAACGGAUCAAAAGGUAUAUCAUAUAGCCUGCACUUAGCACCCAUUACAGUCAACACUCAUUUAAGGGUGCACUGCAUGGACGUUCUAUAAAUAAGGAAGCUAAAAAAUUGCAAUGUAAAUGAUGCAUCCCUAUUGCGUUAUUUUAAUAAGUUUGCUAGUGCCUUUGACCCUGUAACCCAUUGGAUUGUUGAAAGUGCCUCAUUGUACACUAGAAUAACACAAUUUAAAGUUGAAGUGGAGUGAUUCUUUGCUCAAUUGCACUAAUAAUCAAUCCAUGUGUUCUUUAGUGACCAACAGUUAAAUACCCUAAGCUUACGUUAGCAAGUGUUCUGAAAAAUGAGUGAAUUCUUGGAUGUGGUGAAGAAGUGAAAAUGUCUGAAUUUGUGUCUGAAUCGAAGCUUUGGGCUGCCGUUCAAAUGGCACACUGUGUGUCAGCCUCAGUGAAAUCCCCAAUACGACUUCAUUAUGAGUCAAUUAUGAGUAACCUAUACUAGUAAAAUUCAUCUUAAUCUAUACACUUUUUCUCAACAUACUGUACCAACAUACCUAUUUGUUAUUCAUUUUUCUAUUUUUUAUUUUUUAUUUUUCGUUGUCUAACUGCCCUGCGGUGGAUUGGGGGCCUGUCCAGGGUGUAUUCCUGCCUCUUACUCAAUGCAUGCUGGGAUAGGCUCCAGCACCCCCUGCGACCCUGCCUAGGACAAGCGGGUAUAGAUAAUGGAUGGAUGGAUGGAUGGUUGUCUAACUCAGCUGUGGUGGUAUUAUUCAAUGCAGCGCUCGUUAUUUGAAAUGUUAUUUGAAUUUAGCGUUCAGCUGAUUGUCAUGCUUUUGGACAACCACUUUUAAACCACUGGGACACCCGGAAGAGUAACGCAGGCACUUAGCGUGAAUGAACCCCAGACCCUGACCCCUCCGAGGCACGGCCGUAAGUCAUACAUGGUCGUAGGAUUUAUAGAUUUCAAGUCAGAAAGCUGUAGACUUUGGGAGAGUCUGUAAGGGGUUGUCUGGUAUGGAAGGGGCAUACUUCAGACUUCAGUUUCGAACAACAGGAAACCCCACCCCCCCUCCCCCAACAAAAAAAUUUAAAUAAAAAGCAAAACUGAAUAAUAAUAGAGGGCAUUAUCCAAUUCUAAAAGGGAAAUUUCUCCCUUACUAGACAUUCUCAUAUAUUUUUAAAGACAUAAAAUUGUGUUGUGGUUAUCUAGAUACAGUGAGCUCCAUAAUGUCUGGGACAAACAUAUAUUUCUUGAUUUGGCUCUGUACUCCACAAUUUUAGCCUUGCAAUAAAACUAAUCACAUGUGGUUAAAGUGCAUAUUCUCAGUUUUUAU
Anguilla anguilla (European eel) is the source of this 4978-nucleotide messenger RNA. RefSeq names its product potassium voltage-gated channel subfamily A member 1-like. Gene Ontology annotation, molecular function: delayed rectifier potassium channel activity; protein binding. Gene Ontology annotation, cellular component: synapse; neuronal cell body; voltage-gated potassium channel complex. NCBI's taxonomy places the organism in Eukaryota, Metazoa, Chordata, Actinopteri, Anguilliformes, Anguillidae. The record is from RefSeq and is a predicted model, not a curated record. The coding region runs from base 1023 to 2501 and encodes 492 amino acids. Gene Ontology annotation, biological process: protein homooligomerization; potassium ion transmembrane transport. The transcript has 2 exons.